Messenger RNA from Symphalangus syndactylus (siamang), 946 nucleotides. RefSeq names its product serine/arginine-rich splicing factor 8-like. Lineage: Eukaryota; Metazoa; Chordata; Mammalia; Primates; Hylobatidae. The record is from RefSeq and is a predicted model, not a curated record. Gene Ontology annotation, molecular function: RNA binding.
CGCAGGUCGCCCCGCCAGCGCCCAGUGCAGCGCCAGUUUCCGGGCCGGGACUGCUCUCGGAGCCAUGAGCUGCGGCCGCCCCCCUCCCGACGUGGACGGCAUGAUCACCCUUAAGGUGGACAACCUGACCUACCGCACCUCUCCCGACAGCUUGAGGCGCGUGUUCGAGAAGUACGGGCGCGUGGGCGACGUGUACAUCCCGCUGGAGCACCGCACCAAGGCGCCCCGGGGCUUCGCCUUCGUCCGCUUUCACGACCGGAGCGACGCUCAAGACGCCGAGGCCGCCAUGGACGGGGCGGUGCUGGACGGACGCGAGCUGCGGGUGCAAGUGGCGCGCUAUGGCCGCCGGGGCCUGUCUGGCAGCAGCCAGGGAGAGCCACGCGGCAGGUCCUGGGGCGGCCGCUACGGACGGCAGAGCCGCAGCCCCAGGGGGCGACACCGCAGCCAAUCCCGGGGUCCCAGCUACUCUAGGUCCCGCAGCAGAUCUCACUAUGGGGGGUCUCGCUAUAGCAGGUCUCCCUACAGGAGAUCUCGCUACAGCCGGUCUCCCUACAGACGAUCUCGUUACAGGGGAUCUCGCUACGGCCGAUCUCCCUACAGUCGAUCUUACAGCCGGCAUCACUACAGCCGAUCUCCCUACAGGGACUCUCACUACAGGGAAUCUCGCUACAGGAGGUCUCCCUACAUCCGGUCUUCCCGCAGCAGAUCUCCCUACAGCCGCUCUCACUGGAAGUCUGGGUCUCGCUCUCGAUCUCCAUCAACCUCCAAAUCCAGCUCUCCGCGAAGAUCCAAGUUCUCCUCCGUCUCCAGAUCUUGCUCACGGUCCAGGUCUAGAUCUACGUCCGGGAAUCCUCCCCACACAUCCAAGAGGGAAUCCAAGUCCAGGUCGCAAUCCAAGAGUCCUCCCAAGUCUCCUGAAGGGGAAAAAGGACAAGUGCCCUCCUAG